AUGGCAUCCCCGAUGGUCGAGGGCCGGGUCGAUCCUCACAAGAAAGCCCACUUUACACUGCAUAUCAGCGACGCGAUCGCAGACGGCGAGGUGGGAGAUUACACCAGCGUGAAAUACAACCACAAGCCCGCCCAGACGACCUCGAAGCGAAGCACCACCCUGACUGCUACCUCCACGAACGGCUAUAGGCUCACACUCGAGGACGAAAAGGCGGGCGACAACAAGGAUGUCUUCGUGUUCACGGGGCAGAAGACUGUGCCCAAGAAGUCGUACAUCCUGCUGUUCGACACGACUUCGCAGAAAGCAACCCUAGAGCCGCUCUCGUCCGCGUACACAUUCAACAUCGCCUCCAAGAACGGCUCGGAUAUCUCCUCCACACACUCGAAGAUAUACCCACGCAAGCAGAAAGACGCGCCAGACGACCCAGCCGCAGACGACCUCUUCGGUGGGGACGUUGACGACAAUGGCGACGGCGAUCCAGACUCCAACAACCCGUUCGACUUCCGUCACUUUAUGAACGGAGAAACCACAAAGAAUGGCAACGACUCAGAAUACGCGUUUGUGUCUUCGCCAGAUUACCGCACCGGCACUGGCUCCGCGAUGAACACGCCCCAGGUCGCCGCGCGCAAGCCUGCAGCCGCCUCUUCUAGACCAAAAGCCACACCACAAGCAGCAGCGAAGCCCAAGAAGCGGAAAUCUCCCGAGCCAGAGCGUGCAGCACCGAAGAAGACUGCGCCGAAGAAGCAGGCCGCGCCGCCUACAGUCCGCCUCGAGCGCCGCGCAACCGACAACAAGCCCGCGCGCAAAUCCGCGGCACCCCCGUCCUCCAAGAUCAAGUCCGCAGAAAUUGUGCAUUCGUCGGACGAAUCUGACGAGGACGGCGAACCAGACAACGCCUCUUCUCCGCCCGCACAGCGCUCUCCGUCCCCACCACACCGCGACGCCUCGCCUGAAUCAGACGAAGAUGAAGACGAAGAUAUGGAGGAAUUUGCGAUCGGGGAGUCACAACCAUCGCAAGUCCGCACUGGCGCGCUGGCUUCACUGGGUCUAGGUCAAAGCAUUGGCCAGGGCUACCACAAUUCACCCGGGGGCGGACCGAUAUCGCUCGCCAGUGCAGCGAGCAGCGUACAAGGCUCGCCGGAUCCGCAUGACUUCACGUCACACAAGUCACGCUCGAGACAGCAAGUCGACGACGAGGUCAUUGACUUUGGCGAUCUGGGAGGCCCCGCAGGGAGCGACGAUGAGGAUGCAGAGGAUGAUGGCAUGCAUGACGUGGAGGAGGAUAGGGAUGUGGAGUCGAUACAUUUGGGGAGUCCGGCGCAGCAGGCGAGUCACGACGGCGGCAUGUCGCUGAAUGCCGAUGCGGACGGGGAUGCGGAAGAGGAAGAGGAGGAUCCGCUGCUCAAAGAGAUGAUGGAGGGUCUUGCUGGUGGGGACAGUAGCGAGGAGAGUGAAGAGGAGUGA
Molecule: messenger RNA, 1464 nt
Organism: Paraphaeosphaeria sporulosa
Lineage: Eukaryota; Fungi; Ascomycota; Dothideomycetes; Pleosporales; Didymosphaeriaceae
Exons: 2
Coding region: 1-1464 (487 amino acids)
Source: RefSeq, a predicted model, not a curated record